This is a messenger RNA of Lutzomyia longipalpis, 2526 nucleotides long. It is a transcript of the gene TM9SF3, whose product is annotated as transmembrane 9 superfamily member 3. The record is from RefSeq and is a predicted model, not a curated record. NCBI's taxonomy places the organism in Eukaryota, Metazoa, Arthropoda, Insecta, Diptera, Psychodidae. Gene Ontology annotation, cellular component: membrane. Gene Ontology annotation, biological process: protein localization to membrane. The coding region runs from base 185 to 1924 and encodes 579 amino acids. The transcript is spliced from 6 exons.
AUGAGAUUUUGUAAUACAUUUGUACCAUAUUGCAUAUACCAUACAAAAAUUACAAAAUUCUCCCACCGGGUUAUGCGACGUGUAGUUGUCAAAAAAAAGAAGAUUUUUGGAAUAUUUUUUCCACGAGAAAGAAAAUGCCUUUUUCUCUGUAAUUUCACAUGCAAUUGGCCAGAAAUUGUGAAAAAUGAAGUACCCACAUUUUGUUGCACUUAUCCUAUCAAUUGUGGCUGUGUCUUGUGAUGAGCAUUCACAUAUUUACGAUGAUCACGAGGAAGUGGUCCUGUGGAUGAACACAGUGGGUCCGUACCAAAAUCGCCAGGAAACUUAUGCCUACUUCUCCCUGCCCUUCUGUGCCGGUACCAAACAGAGCAUCAGCCACUACCAUGAAACCAUCUCAGAGGCUCUUCAGGGUGUGGAACUGGAAUUCAGUGGAUAUGACAUUGAUUUUAAAGAUGAUGUUCCGGAGACCCAGGUGUGUAUGGUGGAUCUAACAGAGGAGAAACUGAAAGCCUUCAUCUAUGCCACAAAGAAUGACUAUUGGUAUCAGAUGUACAUCGAUGGGCUGCCAAUUUGGGGCAAAGUUGGUGGUUUGGAUGAAGCCACGGGCAAGUACUACAUCUUUGCGCACAAACGCUUCGUAAUUGGGUACAAUGGCAAGAGGAUUGUUGAUGUGAAUCUCAGCACGGAGCGCAAAGAGAUCCUCACAUUGGGUAGUAAGAUAAAGUUCACGUAUGAGGUGAAAUGGUUGCCAAAUCCGGUAAAGUUUGAGGAUCGCUUCGAUAAGUACUUGGAUCCGAACUUCUUCCAGCAUCGUAUCCAUUGGUUCAGUAUCUUCAACAGCUUCAUGAUGGUCAUCUUCCUCGUUGGGCUCGUUUCGAUGAUUCUCAUGCGAACCCUACGAAAGGAUUAUGCACGGUACAGCAAGGAUGAAGAGAUGGAUGACAUGGAACGUGAUUUGGGUGAUGAAUAUGGGUGGAAGCAGGUGCAUGGAGAUGUUUUCCGGUCUCCAUCGAAUACAUUACUCUUCUCAGCCCUCAUUGGGGCUGGGUAUCAGCUGACAUCUGUUGUUCUCUGCGUCAUUAUCUUUGCCAUCCUCGGGGAGCUCUAUACUGAACGAGGGUCAAUGCUGUCCACAGCGAUCUUUGUCUAUGCAGCCACAUCGCCGAUCAAUGGCUAUUUUGGUGGUAGCCUGUAUGCCCGCUUAGGUGGUAAAGUAUGGAUCCGGCAGAUGCUCGUUUCGGCAUUCCUUGUGCCGGUAUUUGUCUGCGGUACGGCAUUCUUUAUUAAUUUCAUUGCAAUUUACUACCACGCCUCGAGGGCAAUUCCCUUUGGGACAAUGCUGGCCAUCACGUGCAUUUGCAUCUUUGUCAUUCUCCCACUGACGCUCAUUGGUACGGUCGUGGGGAGGAAUCUCGAUGGGCAGCCAGACUAUCCGUGUCGCGUGAAUGCCGUCCCGAGGCCAAUUCCCGAGAAGAAGUGGUUCAUGGAGCCAGCAGUCAUUAUUCUUCUCGGUGGCGUUCUACCCUUUGGUUCGAUUUUCAUAGAAAUGUACUUUAUCUUCACAUCAUUCUGGGCUUACAAAAUUUACUACGUCUACGGAUUCAUGCUACUUGUUUUCCUCAUUCUCAUGGUUGUCACGGUGUGUGUCACAAUUGUGUGCACCUAUUUCCUCCUUAAUGCCGAGGACUACCGAUGGCAGUGGACAAGUUUCCUUUCGGCCGCCUCAACGUCCAUCUACGUCUACAUUUAUUCCUUUUACUACUUUUUCUUUAAGACAAAAAUGUACGGCCUGUUCCAAACAACCUUCUACUUUGGCUACAUGGCCCUCUUCAGUGGGGCUCUUGGUAUUAUGUGUGGCACAGUUGGGUACAUUGGGACGAAUGUUUUUGUGCGGAAAAUAUAUUCAAAUGUGAAAAUAGAUUAAAAUAAAACCGAGAAUUAUCGCUUCAUUUUGGUGGGAAGGGGGUGUGUAUAUGUGAAAGGACAUGGCGAAGAAGUGAGUGAAGAAAUUAUAAAAAAAAAAUACAAUGAACAGUGAGUAUUUCAUAAUUAAUUAAAAAAAAAAUGUAUAUGAUUUUAAUCGCAAUUUAAGGGCGCAACCACAGAGCCAGAAUUUAGAAUUUAAGGAAUUAUUAAAAAAAGAAAAAUGUCCCACAGUUUCGGACUCUCUAAAAGGGAAAAAGAAUACUGCAAAGGGAUGCCCCACAGGAUCAUUCACAAAUUCUCAAUUUAUGAUUAUUUGUGGUUCUUUUUUUUUUUUUAAAUAAUAAAUAAAAAGUAUAAUUUAAGAUUCCCAACUGGUCCAAUAACGACAUUUAAAAAGAAAAGAAUUAUUUUGUGUAUUUGACAGAGCAUUGUGUAAGAAUUAAGAGAAAGAAUUAUUAAAGAGAAAAAAAAAACUUAUAAUGAUAAAACGACGAAUGAGGUUCACAUUCAAUACUUAAUUUUUUUUUUGCAAGUAGAGAGACUGUUGUAAUUCAGAGAGAGAGAGAGAGAGAAUAAAUUUGUGACUGGUCAAUGCGAGUA